UCGUCCAUCUCCUCUUGCUAUGAUUGGGUUCUUCUUCCUUGUGUCAUUCAUUGCAAAUCAUGCCAUUCGGGCUUUGGGGAGCCACAACUUCCAAGAAUGUCUUCAUUUGAAUUUUGCAAUCAGAGGUCAAAUUGACCGGACAGCUCAAUACGUGUCGACCUCUGUAGCUGUGGACUUGAAUCACCUCUCAGAUCGGUACAGUGACUCUUUGGUUCAGGAAUGGAGACGUCAAUGUCUGGUGGCCAUUGUGAUGAUGAAUCAAACUGAAACAGAAAUGAACCAAAUUUUGUUCUUUAUGCUCAGGGUUCGAGUUAAUUCGAAAUCCUUGAUAUUGCCAAGAAAUUCACAAGCCCAACUUAAACGGGCUAUUGAGAGCCUUCACCGUAGUUUCGAGAUUUUCUUGGCCGACACUGAUGGGACCCUAAUUCGAUUUCCCAUUCUGGGAAUGAAAGGAGCUCGAGGUCAAAACCUUCAUGUGGGGCAUUUGGUAGUUUGGCCCUAUUUAUUUAUUAAAGAAGAUGGCCAAUUGGCAGGGACAGAUGUGGAGUUGACCAAUAUAAUAAGUGAGCAUUUUGUUUUCUCCUACAAAAUCACGCGAUUUUCUCGAAUCCUCCGGAAGACCCUAGAAAAUGGAACAGAAAUCGGAAUCUUUCCAAAUAUGGACAGGUUCGUUUACGAUUUUGGAAUCGGACAAUUGACCAUUACCCUGGAUCGAUCGGAGAACGUUGAUUUUGGAAUCAAUGCAUAUAACCGUGAAAUUGGAUUUGCCGGAUCUGUGCCUAAACGGUUGAACGUGUUUAACACAAUCAUCCUUCCAUUUGAUGCCUAUACCUGGUUUGCCCUUCUGCUGAGUGCCAUAUCCAUUUUUUCAUUACUUUUAACCUUUGAGCGGAUCACCGGAUGGUGUAAACAUUCUGAUCCGACCUUUAAGGCCCUAUCCCUGACCAUAGGUCCACUCCUCAACGAAUCUCAACCCUCUCGAAUGUUGGAUCAAUCCCGAUAUAAAUCUAAAUUGUUCGUCAUCGGUCUUUGGCUCUUUCUGGGCUAUUUCAUGUCAAUGGCUUAUGAGUCGAAUCUAUUGGCAACCCUGACUUUUGUCACCUACGAGCGACCGAUUGACACUCCGGAAGAGGUGAUCAAGUCCGAUCUUACUGUCUAUGCUUUAUCGAGAACGGCCUUGGCCGAAAGUUUGAAGUUCUCGCCCAACCCGAUUUAUCGAAGUAUCUUCAAGAAUCAGGUGGUGGCCAAAAAUGGCCUCAGGUUCUUCGGACAACCCAUAGAAGCAAGGAAUAAGGCUGUUGAAGAAGGCCGCGGAUUCCUUGUCUCCACCAAAAUAGAUGCCCAAUCCAAUCCCAAAUUUCGCUUUUUCUCUGAGGCCUACUUUAUUGGGAGUUCCUCCUGGUUUUAUACUCGAGGAAGCCAAGUCAAGGACGACAUCAAUUUGGCCUUUCAACGCUUGAUUGAAGGUGGUAUACUCCAGCAUUUGGAGCGGUCCUUUGUUGCGGAGAGGCGAUUUUCCAAUGAGAUGUUACAAACAGAUAAGGAGGAGAGUGGAUAUGAACCCAUUACCUUGGAUCAUUAUUUGCCUGUAGUUUUGGUUGGAGGUAGCGGGAUGAUUUUGGGUGUGAUCUGUUUCAUUUUGGAACUUUUCUUUUGGAAUUUUGGCCAUCACGUUACUAAAUGUUGUUUACCCAUGUUUUAGAUGCUUGACGAGAAGUUACUUGAUUUCUUUAUGACUAGGCAACAAAUACAAUACAUGGAAUGAA
Messenger RNA from Tigriopus californicus, 1766 nucleotides. RefSeq lists its product as uncharacterized. The transcript has 2 exons. The record is from RefSeq and is a predicted model, not a curated record. The coding region runs from base 20 to 1702 and encodes 560 amino acids. Lineage: Eukaryota; Metazoa; Arthropoda; Copepoda; Harpacticoida; Harpacticidae.